Molecule: messenger RNA, 1086 nt
Organism: Galendromus occidentalis (western predatory mite)
Lineage: Eukaryota; Metazoa; Arthropoda; Arachnida; Mesostigmata; Phytoseiidae
Product: circadian locomoter output cycles protein kaput-like
Exons: 8
Coding region: 1-1086 (361 amino acids)
Biological process (GO): regulation of transcription by RNA polymerase II; circadian regulation of gene expression
Cellular component (GO): nucleus; CLOCK-BMAL transcription complex; cytoplasm
Molecular function (GO): protein dimerization activity; DNA-binding transcription factor activity, RNA polymerase II-specific; RNA polymerase II cis-regulatory region sequence-specific DNA binding
Source: RefSeq, a predicted model, not a curated record
AUGGAUGACAGUGACCUGGAUGAGCGCGAUGAUUCGAAAAGGAAAAAUCGGAAUUCUAGCGAAAAGAAACGCAGGGACGUCUUCAACAAUCUCAUAAAUGAGCUCAGUUCCAUGGUGACUAGGUCCUCAAGGAAGAUGGACAAAGGCUCUGUCUUGCAGGCUACAAUAGCCUACUUGAAAAAUUAUAAGGAUACGCCUCCCAACGAUGUAGCCGAGCAAUCUCUGGAUAGGAGUUGGUUCCCGGACUCGCUCACGCAGUCGGAAUUCAAUCGCAUCAUGCUAGAAGGUCAGGACGCCUUCACUAUUUGCAUUUCCUUCAAAGGACACAUCCUCUACGUAUCCGAUGCGAUAGCUUCCAUAUUGGGCUACGUUCCACAGUAUUUGAGAUCCGCAAUUUUCAACAUCGUUCACGAAGACGACCACGCUAAAGCACACAGUCUGUUGAAGACCGCUUCAAGUUCUGACCUUGUCGCCCCGAAAGAUCUCAGCUUGUUAUUCACAACGACUCUGCAUCUACGUUGGGGACCUCUGAGGGACACUCCCACUGGUAGAACGGAGGUUUACGAACCCUUCAAAUUUGUUGGAUACUUCAAAAAUUAUGCAAGAGGAAGGCUCGGCUCGAUGUCCAGUAAAGAGCCGUGGCACCCAUGCUACGUGGCGAUCGCGCUCCCAUUGCGUAUUCAACAGAUAUCCAGAGAACUGAUGAUUCCUGAUGGCACAACGCUGGAGUUCAUGUCUCGCUAUAGUUUGGAAUGGAAAUUCCUUUUAUUAGACAACAGAGCUGCCGAUAUAAUCGGAUACCUCCCCUUCGAAAUAAUCGGAACAUCCGGAUAUGAUUACUACCAUAUCGAUGAUCUGCCGAAAAUAGUUCAAGGUCAUCGUACACUGCUUCAAACAGGCGAAGGUACAUCAUGCCAUUAUCGUUUCCGUACAAAGGGUUCACAGUGGGUGUGGCUACAGACCCGCUACUACAUAUCGUACCAGCAAUGGAAUUCGAAACCGGAAUACAUCGUCUGCACACACCGCGUCCUGAGGUACGUGCGAGAACGAGGAGCCCUGGUGAGCAAUCGUCCCCUGUCGUGUUGA